AUGGUCAGAAGGCUAACGACAACGGCCGUCGAUCUGACCAUCAUCUCGCGAAUAAAACAGCUGCCACGAAUUGCCUACCCAGUUAACUCUCCUGCCUGCUGCUUUUUUGGAGACCCACUCAGCGGACUACGUAGACAGGCUGCUUCCAGCGUUCCACCGAUGACUUUCGCGUUGGCAGCAGAGAACGCGGCAGACAAUUUUGACGGCACUCGGGUGCUGGCUCCUUUCUACCGCCUGGCUAGACCCGUGCCACAUUCCACUCCACGUGUUGCCUGCAGUUAG
Mesocestoides corti is the source of this 282-nucleotide messenger RNA. Lineage: Eukaryota; Metazoa; Platyhelminthes; Cestoda; Cyclophyllidea; Mesocestoididae. The record is from the annotation of a GenBank genome assembly.